Molecule: messenger RNA, 6646 nt
Organism: Vespa velutina
Lineage: Eukaryota; Metazoa; Arthropoda; Insecta; Hymenoptera; Vespidae
Gene: Cog7
Product: conserved oligomeric Golgi complex subunit 7
Exons: 12
Coding region: 818-3067 (749 amino acids)
Biological process (GO): Golgi organization; retrograde vesicle-mediated transport, Golgi to endoplasmic reticulum; intracellular protein transport
Cellular component (GO): COG complex
Source: RefSeq, a predicted model, not a curated record
ACGCGAGUCGGCAUGAAAAGGAAAGAGAGAGAAAAAGAAAGAAAAUGAGAGAAUGAAGAGAGAAAGAGACGCCGGUCUAACAUGGCAGACGUUGGCCGUGCAGGCGGAAAAACAUGCUCUCACGAGGAAAGAGUUUCGCGCGCGCGUAUUCUUGCUUACUCGCGUUAGAAAAAUUCAUUAUACACGCACACAUACACGUACAUAUAUAUAUAUAUACAUAUAUAUAUAUGUGUGUGUGUGUGCGUGUGUGUGUACGUAGGAUAUAUAAGUGAGAAAUAAAAUAAUGACAAGCGAAGAAGAAAAGGAAAAAUUGCGUUAUAUGUACUCACGCUCGUGCUUCAUCCAACUCGUAUUAUCAUCCCCUUGUGCGCGUGAGCACGCGCGCGUCUACAGUCAAGUAAUGUAGUGGUGGUGGUGGUGGUAGUAGUAGUAGAGUAGUAGUAGUGGUGGUGGUGGUCGUGAUGUAGUAGUAGUAACGAUGAUGAUGGUGGUGGUGCGGUGUAGUGGUUGGUAGUAGUGGUGGAGCCAGCACAACAGCAGCAAGUAGUAGCAGUAGUAAUAGUAUAGUAGUAGUAGUAGUAGAACGGACGAAGAAUGAAGUAAAAGAGCGAAGAGGAUGGAUUAGCAGGAAGAGAACGGCGGCAAGAAGUAAAAAUAGAAGAAGAAGAAGAAGAAGAAGAAGAAGAAUUUAGAAAAGAAAAAGGACAAACGAAAAAAAGGAAAAGAAACAAGCACCCACUGUUUGAGGUUAAUAAUCGAAGAGAACCAAGCAAUCGUUCGACUUGUGUUAGAAAAGCUCCGGAACUUCUUGUGCGUUAUGGAUGUAUCCGCGUUUUCCGAGGAUACGUUCGAUGCCAAAGAAUGGAUCAACAAAACGUUCAAAUCCACGGAAGCUCAAGAGAACAAGGAUGCAUUCGUCUCUUCCUUGGUCAUGAAGUUACAAUUAUACGUACAACAAGUUAACAGUGCAUUGGAGGAAACCAGUCAAUCGGUAUUGUCCAGCUUACCUAGAGUUCUAAGGGACAGUCAAUUAUUACAACAAGAAGCUUUGGCGUUAAAGGAAAAGAUGACUUCUGUUAAACAAGAGAUUGCCAAGGUAGAAGAAUGUACUGCAUCCUCUAUAGAAUCAUUAGAAAGACUCGAUAGAAUAAAGACUCAAUUGGAAACUGCUAAACGUGGCCUACACGAAGCUGAUAAUUGGAGCGCUUUAGCAAAUGAUGUAGAGGAAGUAUUUGAAUCGGGAGACAUAGAGGUCAUAGCUAGCAAGUUAUUUAGUAUGCAAAAGUCAUUAACCAUGCUCAUCAAUGUGGUAGAUUAUGAAGAUAAAAAGCUUCAAUUAGAAGGCUUAAAAAAUAGAUUAGAAGCAAUGGCCAGUCCUAAACUUGUUCAAGCCUUUAACACUGGAAAUUUAGAUCAGUCCAAAGUUUACGUGGAUAUUUUCAAUAAAAUGGAAAGAUUACCUCAACUUCUUAAAUAUUAUCACAAUUGUUUGAAAGUAUCAUUAGGACAGGAAUGGAGGCGAACUAUUGAAUUGGCACAAGAUGAGAAUCUAACGUAUUGGUUGCAUAGUUAUUAUGACAAACUUUUAUCUACUUGGCACGAACAAGUGAAAUGGUGCCAACAAGUGUUUCCUAAUACAUCCAGUGAAAUUCUUAUUAAUGUAUAUGCUGAUCUGUUAAGAAGUUUGGAUCCGAGCAUAUUAGAAUCGAUAGAAUCAUUAUUAAAACAAUAUUCCAAUGCUAUGCAGUUAUCAUUAUUGUUGGAACUUAAACAACUUACCAGACAUUUUGCAGUAAACAUUAGUGGAGCUAUAGAAACGUUGUCUUCGACAAAAUCAGUAAAUCGAAAUGUUUCUAAUAAUGAAACAGCGAGUAAUACAAAAACAUUUAAUCAAUAUGUAAUAUCUUUGGCGCAAGCAAUAUAUGCGCCAUAUGUUCCAUACGUGAUGAAGUAUAAAACUUACGAAGUUGCACAAUUAGAACAACAGCUCCAAUCUUUGGAUCUAUUACACGAUGAUCUAAGCGAUACUAUCAAUUCUCUAUCACUUAGCAUUCCAAGAGUCAUCGGAUAUGCUCACGAAGCAAAUAAACGUUGUAAAUUGUUUACCGAUGGCUGCGGCUAUCCAGGUUUACUUAAAGCGUUAAAUAUAUAUUUUGAUAAGUAUAUUAUUAAAUAUCAGGCAACUAUACGACAAUUAGAGAGGAAAAAGGUUAAACAAGAAGAUUGGAAUUUAUUUCAAAUGUGUCUUACCUUAAUGCAGAGUAUAGGAGAACUCUUGGGACAAGUGCACCUGUUUGAAAAAUCCUUAGUAAUCGAUAUAAUCGAAUCUAAUAAUAAAUUAUUAAGUCAUACGGCCGGACCUUUUAACCAAUAUAAAAAAUUGCUUCUCGAACCUGUUGGACAAACCGAAUUAGAACAACUUGUUGCUUCGUUUCAAAAAGAAGACAAAACUAUUCUUGAUUCAGUUAUAAAACCCAUUCACAAACUUUGCUCCGAUUUACAUCAUGCAACUUACGAAGUUAUUUUUGCACCCAUUUUUACCCAAUUACUCUCAGUUCAAAAAGCACCUGCUUGGUCAGAUGACAAUAAAAUGCAUCUUAGUACGGAUCUACCGGAUUAUAGCUUCGCACCUCAAGAAUAUAUCACGCAAGUUGGCCAAUAUCUAAUGACACUUCCUCAACAUUUAGAACCAUUUUUAUUAAGAGAUAAUCCGAGUUUAACAUUGGCAUUAAAAGCUGCCGAUCCUCAGUACGCUCAGGGAUCAACCGAAUCUGGUUUUACUGGCAUUUUAUUAGAUAUUAUUGCCAGAGGAACUUGCCAAAUGUUCCAUGAUCAAACAUUAGCCAUUGGCCGAUUAAGUUCUGUUGCUUGCAAGCAACUUGCUACUGAUAUAGAUUACGUUGGAAACGUUUUAGAGGAGCUUGGUCUUUCGUUAUCAGAGAAUCUGCAACAUAUGUCAUUGUUAUUACGAUUGCCGCCAGAGGAAUAUCAAAAUGGUAGCUCUGGUUGCAAUCCCCGGGUAGUAGCUGCGGUAAGACAAAUGAGAAACAUUACGUUGUCUGGGUGAAAUAAUGACUUUACUAUAUAUAAAAAAUAUUAAAAAACGUUAAAUUUAUAUAAUUUGUAUAAAAUAUCUUACCAUACAUAAUACAUUGACAAACGUAUUGAUAAUUACUAUUUUUGAUGCAAUCAAAAUAGUAUAUAUUACAUUCCAAAGAAAAAUUAUUUAUAUCAAAAUAAAGUAACAAAAUAUGCCAUUGAAGAUUAUUCUUCAUUAAUAUUUUACAAACAAAUGCUUUCAUAUCUAUUAACUAUAAUAUUUCUAUUUCUAUAAAAUAUAUGAAUAUAAUAUGUUUAUAAAAAUAUCAAUCAUAGCAAACAUUUUUAAUAGAUUAACAAUAAAUUAUUGCAUAUAGGUUGCACUCUUUGUUUCCCUUUUAAAACUUACUUUGUAUCAAUUUGAUGAUUGUUUCUAUUGCAUCAACAAUAAGUCUGAAAGGAAAAAAAGUGAUUUCUAAUUGUUAAUAUUAAUAUAGAAGAUAUAAACGUACUUCGAAUAAAAUACCUAUUAUGGACAGUAAGAUCACAUCGUUUUUCAUAUUCUAACUUGAUAACGUGCGUAAUGUUUCGAAGUUUUUUCAUGGAUUUAAUUGGCAAGUUAAACAUAUCAUUUAUUAUCAAUAACGUAGAAAGUAUAUCAAUCUGCAAUAUGCAAUAAAUAUUUUGACGAAAUGAUUUGAAAAUGUCAUAAAAAAUAUCUGAAAUAAAUACUUACUUCAUUGUAGUGUAUUACAGCUUGUUUUAUAGCAAAAAAGCAUGCAUCUUGAUAUUUCCUUAAGUAUAACGUAUUUUUUAAAAUCUUCUCUGCGAGAUAUGGAAAUUUAAUUUUCAAUAUAUCUGCAGAAUUGUUUCCAGCGUUAUCAAUAAUUUCUUUACUUAUAUCAUUGAUACCAGUAUUUAAUAUAAUAGUUAAGUACGUAGCAUGCAUCUUUUGAUCAUCGUACGUAGAUACGAUCGUUUCAAAAUAUUUUUCUAUUAGCAACGUUAAAAUUUUUAAAUUCUAAAACAAAUAAUUGAGUUAAAUGAGUGAAAUAAUAUAUAUGCGAAAGAACGCGAAGAGUAUUACUAAUAAAUCCAUUAAAAAAUUAUUAUCUUACAUUUGUAUAUGCAAUUAUAAUAUCUUCGGAGUAUUCAUUUAAAGAUAUCAUUACAGCACAUAAGAACUUUGGUAGAAUAGUAUUUAGUAAAUUAGAAUCUUCAUUAUAAUAUUGAGUUUUAUUAAAGUGCAAUAGAGCAAUGAUCGCUUUCAAAGCGUCAUGGAUAAAAAUGAUGCCGACGGAUGAAGAAAUAGAUUUGAAAUACAGAAUUAUUAUUUUACAACAUAUCUUUGUAGACAGUUGGCAUUCUUUUAUCAUAGAAUUGCAUACGUUAAAAACUAUCUUCAAUAUAUUAAUUGGAAAUUGAUGUUUCUUAUGUUCUUCCAUUGUAGGCAUUUUAGGUAUCACCUUCCUAUACAAAUUUAAAUUACGUUAUUAUUUAUAUGAAUUUAACAUGAAAAUUGUUAUAUGAACAUUUAUAUUCAUACUCUUCGAUCCAUGAUAAUAUAUCUUGAAGACAUUCUGAAAUAUCGUAAACGUCAAUUUUCAAUAGUAUAUAUAUCAUCGAUAAAUAAUCCUUGAAAAGACCAAUCAAAACUUGUUCCUUCAUUAUGUUACUUAAUUCGUUUGAACGUGUCAAUCUAUUUUCCAUGUGAUAUUGUAUCACACGCAAUUCUUUCCAAGCAUUCACUAAAUCUUCAUAAUAUAUAGUCAAUAAUUUUUCUUGGAAAUCAAUAUUCAAUAAUUGUUUGAGUAUUUCUACGGUCAAUAUAAGUGUCUUUUCUUGUUCUUUUAUAAACAAAUCAUUACUAUUUUCCUAUAUGAAAGAGAAAAAAGAAAAUACUUGUACUUACUAGCUCUUUAAAGGAUUAUAGGAUCGUAGGAUAGUACUAACUUGAUUAUACUCUAUCGUUGUAUUUGUAAAUUUUGUUAUCAAUUCUUUUAAUAACGUAAAGACUAUAUCCAUUUUCUCCCAUUUCAUUAACGUGUAUAAAAUUGUGAUUAUCAUCUCAUUGGAAAUAUUACGAUUAGAUAAUUGUUCCACAAUGGUUUCACAUAUAUUGUUUGCAUUGGUCAUCAUAGUAACGGGUAAAAAUGAAAGUAAGAAUAACGUAGAUUCAUUCAAAGAUAAUUUCUAAAACAAUUUCGCUUUACUUAUAAAGUUAUUUUUUUUUAUUUUUAGUUAAAAACAUUAUUCUUCAUACCUGUAUUCUAUAUGAACAUAAAAUUUGUGGCAGUAUGCUUGUACAGAUCCUUCGUAAGUCCCUUCCCUCUUCUUUGUCAAAAUAUUCUUUCGUAACAUUAUUUUUGUUUACAUAUAAUAUUACAGCAACUACCUCAAGCAAUAUAUUAAUUGAUUCGCAUGUGUUAAUUUCUUGUUUAAUUAUAUCUUUGGUAGAGUUUGCUGAAGAAACAGAAAAUAUUAUUAAUUUAGCAAUUUUAUAUUGGCUAGAAAGUAAAAUUGUCAAAUUAAUACUAAAUACCAUUAUGUGAUUUAUCGUUAUUCCUUUUAAAUCUUUUACUACAUUUAUUGCUUGUUUCAUCAUCUGCUAAUAAACAGCAUGCUUGUCUUUCAAUAGUCAGUAAUAUAAUAUUUAUAAGUUUAGAAGCAUUAUCCCAAUUAAUGAUAUACUUUGAAUGAAAAAAAAACUUUCUUGUUGCCGUAAUAUUCUUCAUUCCUAUAUUUAUGAUUUCUUGUGUGGCAUUGCCAUUACUUAUAUCAUGUGGUUGUAUUCGCAAACAUAGUAAUUUUAUUAAUUGCUGUAAUAAUUUGGACUCAUUGGUAUCCUAAAUAAAAAUGGUAAAAUUUACUAAGAGUAUAUAUAUAUAUAUAUAUAUAUUUUUUUUCUUUUCUUUUAGCUGCUUCGAAUAUAAAUGAUCGAUUUAUUUAUAUCCGAAUUGAUUUACCUCUAUGCAUUUCAAUAAAGUAGUUAAUGCAACAAUAUCCCAAACUAAAAUGCCAAUCUGAUUUUGAAGAUAUACGAUAAGUUUAGUAAAACAUUUGAUAACAUCUAUGUCUGCUGCGUAAUAUAUUUGAUUGACAAAGUUAUUUAUAAAACUUUUUACACUUGUAUGAGAGUGUUUAUUAGACACCAUUUGUUUGAUACCAUUUAGGAUACUUAUUUUAAUUUCUGAAGAAGAUUUGCUUUUCAUAUGACAUGAUAAAAUAUUUAACCAAUUUUUAAUUAUAUUAGCAGGUAUAUGCUUCCAAUGAGACUCCAAUAUUUUAUAAGUACCCUGCAAUGUAGAAAUAUAUCUAUAACUAUUAUAAAUUAUUAUUUUAUAUCAAGGAAUCAAUAUAUAUGUAAUAAUUAUGUACAUUUAUAGCUAUUAGACACACUUGCUGAUUGGAAUCUUUCAAAAGGUAUGAAAUAGCUUUUGAAUAUUGUUUCAUGUUAUUUUCAUUUUGCAUCAAAUGUUUCGAUUCCACAGAAUAAAUAAUAAAUAGAAUUUCAGCUGCGUUGCAUCUGACGCAUGAUCCAGAAGCCUGAAAUAAAAUUAACCCAUAGGUAUAAUUGUUCCAAUAUUAUAUCAAAAUUAUAUUGUUA